This is a messenger RNA of Apus apus (common swift), 5893 nucleotides long. RefSeq names its product defective in cullin neddylation 1 domain containing 4 (gene DCUN1D4). Gene Ontology annotation, biological process: protein neddylation; positive regulation of ubiquitin-protein transferase activity. Gene Ontology annotation, molecular function: ubiquitin-like protein binding; ubiquitin conjugating enzyme binding; cullin family protein binding. Lineage: Eukaryota; Metazoa; Chordata; Aves; Apodiformes; Apodidae. The record is from RefSeq and is a predicted model, not a curated record. Bases 792 to 1697 code for a protein of 301 amino acids. The transcript is spliced from 11 exons. Gene Ontology annotation, cellular component: ubiquitin ligase complex.
UAUGAUUUGCUUAAAUUUAAGAUAUAUUGUAUUUUUUGUUUGUUUAUUGUAUUCUUAUGUUUUUCUUAAUAAGGGUGUAGAAAAACUUUUGUCUAGUUUGUUAUGGAAGCAAGGCCAGCUAGCUGUUGUUUCUUCUCCCUCUCCAUAGCUGAUCCAUGGUGUAAACCUUGAUCUAUAAUAUUUUCAAAGUUAUUUUUAAGAUGUUUGCUUUUUACUUUUGAAGUGUUUAUGAUGAUGACUAAUUGACUAACCCAGAUUUUAACACUUAAAAUUGUUAAUGAUAAAAUCUGACAUUUCUUUCCUUUCUGGACUCCGACUUGACAGUUAUUUUGCUGUUUUGUUGCUGUUUUUUUUUUUCGUUAACUGUUACAUUCUGAAUUAUUGUGAAGCAUUUAUUAUCAUUUGGAAUUAACAUUGCUUCAAUCCUUGCUAAAGAUAAGAUAACAUCUGCAUGAAAGAUAAUUUUAUGAACAAAAUACAUACCCUUGUUUGACAUACACCUCUUAAAGCCUUGGAAAGCAUUCCAGCACACCUUUUGUCAAUAUUCACAAAGCAAGCAGGUUUCUUUCUUCUGAUCUCUGGUCACUAAUGAUACUUUGCUAUAAAAUAUUUCUUUUUGCAGGGAAAAAACUCGAAGUAUUUUCAGACCAGUUUGUGUGCUUUGAAACUCUUGUAUUCAGAUGAAAAAUUGCUUCAUAUACAAUGGCUUUCUUCGUGUACAGCCAGCUGUCGAAUGUGUAGCUUCAUGUGAUGUGUUGCUCUUCUCAUAGUGGGGCUUGGAUGGACAGUUGAUGGAUUUAACACAUUGCUCCUACCACAAGAGGCUGUUUUGCUCCCACUCAUAUUUUCAACUGAAUUCUCACCUAUCAACACUGGCAAAUAUUCACAAGAUUUACCACACCCUCAAUAGGCUGAAUCUGACAGAGGACGUUGGUCAAGACGAUCACCAGACAGGAAGUCUCCGGUCUUGCAGUUCAUCAGACUGCUUUAGUAAAGUGAUGCCUCCAAGGAAAAAGAGGAGACCUGCAGCAGGAGAUGAUUUGUCUGCUAAGAAAAGUAGACAUGAUGGUAUGUAUAGAAAAUAUGAUUCGACUAGAAUAAAAGCAGAUGAAGAAGUCUUUUCAAGUAAGAGAUGCUUAGAAUGGUUCUACGAAUAUGCAGGCACUGAUGACGUUGUAGGGCCAGAAGGUAUGGAAAAAUUUUGUGAAGACAUUGGAGUCGAACCAGAAAAUGUAGUUAUGCUUGUGCUAGCAUGGAAGUUGGAUGCACAAAACAUGGGCUACUUUACAUUACAAGAAUGGUUAAAAGGAAUGACAUCACUACAAUGUGAUACAACAGAAAAAUUGAGAAAUUCUCUGGAUUACUUGAGAUCUUUAUUAAAUGAGCCUGCCAAUUUCAAACUUAUUUAUAGAUACGCAUUUGACUUUGCACGGGAAAAGGACCAGCGCAGCCUAGAUAUCAAUACUGCCAAGUGUAUGUUGGGCCUUCUUUUAGGAAAAACAUGGUCCCUUUUUCCAGUAUUUCACCAGUUUUUAGAGCAAUCAAAGUACAAAGUUAUCAAUAAGGACCAGUGGUGUAAUGUUCUUGAAUUCAGCAGAACAAUUAACCUUGACCUCAGUAACUAUGACGAAGACGGAGCCUGGCCAGUGUUGUUGGAUGAGUUUGUGGAAUGGUAUAAAGGAAAACAGAUGACAUAGGAGUUUAACUAUGCACAGCCACUCAAGAGUCACUGUUACCACAGUUAUGUCAACCAUUAGCCAUAAACUGCUAUUUGUAUCAAAGUGCAUGCUGCUUUUCUUGCACUGCAUCCCUUUUGCUGGUAACUUUUGAUGUUUGCUCUUUAACAAGCCAGCUAUGCUUGCUGUGUAGCAUUGUUCUCUUUGAAGGCUGCUUUGCAUUCUGUAUUUACACUACGAAUUGGUGAAUUUGCCAGCAUCUUCACUGUGAUUUAUGUGUAUAUUGCUGUCUAAAUUUUGUAUAUGUGUAUAAAAAAAAAAGCUUCACUUAGGGAUUAUUUCUGUAGAAAUGUAUUGUAAAAAUAAUCUUGUGGCAUAAUUCUAGUAAUCACUUGCAUAUUUGAAACUUCAGUUACUUUGUUUUUCGUUCGGUCUCAAAUGUAGCAUUUCAGAAAACAAAAUGAACAGACUGCUUGGACAUAGUUAUGUGAAGAACUAUUGUCAAUUUUAAUGUUACUAUUUGAGAUGCCAGUUUCUGAGGGAAGAAGACAUGCUGUGACUUUCUUCACCAGAAUUCACCAAACCUGAGCUAUUGCUUAACAGGAACGAAACGUUGGUGUCUUAAAAAAUAAUAUAUACAUAUAAAUACUAAAACACUGUAAUAAUUAUACAUGCCACAGAUGACUUCCAUUUGAAGAAAAAAGUACUGACUUUUUAAUGUUAAAACUGCAAUAGUCAUUACAGGUACAAAUGAACAAAUUAAAGUACCUUUUAAAAAUGGUUUUUAGAGUUCUGUAAAUUGCCUUUGGCAUAUUUCUUUUAAUUUUUGGUGUAGAGUGUUUGGUAUAUGUGCGAUCUAGUGAAAUAGAAUCUUCUAGCUAAAAUGAGUCAUUUGGGGAAUAAAGUCUGCUUACCCCUAGCCCAUAGAUAAUAUACUUUUUUUUCAUUUUUAUUUAUAAUGUUAAUCUUGGCCAGGUUUUCUAACUUUAUGUUUCUAAGUGAUUAAAAAUAUUGUAUUGAAUAGUCAAAACAUUACUUUUUCUUUCAUGCUGGGGAUUGGAAUUUCCUAGCAGAAUGCCUGUUGCAGGCAAUGGGCAUGUUGAACACCAGCAUUAAAUGACAGUACAUUUUAGUAGGGACUACUGGUUAUUUCACUCAUUUCUUUAUAUGUGUAGGACAGUUCUAGUGAUUAUUUUGGGGAAAAUGAGUGAAUUAAAUGAUGUUUUAUUUCUAUAAUUUUAUCAUCUUGUCUUUGCCUUACCUUUCUUUAUUACAUAAUGUUAGUGUUGAUUUUUAUAAAUAGGUCCUUGGUGUAUCCGGUGCUAGUAAACUUUGAUCCCUAAGGAUUUAUUAAAAUGUUCCAUAUUGAUUCAUGGAGCAUUUGACAAAAAAGGACCAGUGGAUGAUUGGAACAAAGAGUAAUACUACUUUUCUGUAGGAAUAUUUUACAAGGUAUUGGUGGUUUUUCUGUUUCUCUGGAGAGUGGGGUGGAAUGUUUCAGGUCGAAUGUUAAAUUUUCAGCUGUAUUCUGCCAUCACUGAAUUCAGGAACAGCUGUGAUUAUUUUGACUGCUUUCAGGAUUAAACCGAGCUUAACAAAGCUCAUUUGUUUGCUGCCCUGGACCUGGAGGUUGUAAUUGUGGUGCAGGUGGUCAGUUGUGUUGACGUUUGUGGUUGUUUUUAUUUUUUCAAAUUCAGCUGCCAAAGACAAGAAUUGUUUGUGUGUAUCUGUGUAUAUUUGUAUAUACAUAAAUAUAUUAUAUGUAUGCAUAUACAAAGCCUAGAAUUCAUGAUGCUAAGAGGAAAAUGCUGCCUUUCCCCUGAAAUAGUCAUGUUUGGAUUACCAUGACACUAAUUAGUGCUCUUUAUAGUUAAUAAUGGUAAAAAGUACAUAGUCAUUGCUUCUCAUGUACUAAUACACACAACCUGAAUUCCAUGUUUGAUGCCAGUUUGCACAAGAAAUUAAUUCAGUGGAGUGUGGUAUUUAAUGUUUACAGUAAGCCUCUUACUAAAACACACAUUUUUAUUAAGACUUCUGAUGUAAAUGUGUAUAUUAUCAUAGUAUAAUGGUAGGGAACUAUCAAUGGAGCUGCUGGUUUAGUUCUUAAAAGAAUGAACUUAGAAGCAAUAUAACUUUUAACAUUAGGCUAAAUUGUGGUUGAUAAGAUUUUUAUGUGAAAUACUGUAAUUGUUUUUAAAUGUUAAGCUAGUUACUGACUCUAGUUUAGCACAAAUUGGCAUGAGUUCUGCAAGAAAUACAAAGUUUGCAUAAAAGGUUUUGUAUGUCACAACUAAUUUGGCUUCCAUUAUUGGAAGUAAGAGCCAAAGACACUUUUUAAUCUAUUACUGUUAGAGGUGUAACUUUCACGUAACAGGGUCAACAGAAAUCUGUACAGCUGAACUGGGUGCUCUUUUUCCAAUGUUUAGCAGAAUACAAAGUUUAAUGAAAGCCAAGAAAACAGAGGAAAAGAAACCUCAGGAAGUACUCACUCUGUAUAAGUAAACAAACUAUUUUUUUUUUUUUCUUUGAGUGAAAGAAAUUGGGAGUGAUGGAAAGGAAGAAUGUGUUUGGAAAUGAAUCAGACUGCAGUUUUUUUUCUUCCACUUGACAGGAGCAUUUAUCUGUAGUCUUCAACUAGUUUAUAAACAUCUAUCUUCAAAAAAUAAAGCACAAAUUGAAUUGCAGCUAGUCGACAACUUUACUGACAUUUAUAGAGAGCAAAUGGACUAAAAUGGACCCGUAUGGUUUGAUGAGCUUCCCUGUGCUAUCCAUCCUUCUGGUUCUGCUGUACAUGCUGAUAAGCAGAGGACUCUUAACGUUGCCAGCUCUUGUAUUUUGGAGAAAUUCUCAUUUUUAAUUAAUUGUGGAAACUUAGCUAAGCUACUCACUUUACCUUUUAAGUUUUAUGUUUGCUUUUUUGUUUGUUGUGCCAUGAUAUAGUAGAUGUAGUUUUGUUGGAUUUUUUUUUUUCCUUUUGAGAAAAGUACUGUAUAGGAUAUGCUGAAUUCUUGCAUAAGGCACUGAGAGGUCAUUCUGGCAGAAGUGUCACAGGCUUUUGGUGAUCUUUCUGGUAUACUGUGUAUAUCCUUACAGUAGAAAUUUGAUGAUCUUUCUGCAGUUCAUGCUUGGUAUUUAGGAGAUGUAAAGUGGAAAACCAGUUAGUGAAAAGAAAAUAGCUUCCAGAGAUGAUAGAAAUGGGCAGCCGAUAGGUGACAGACAUUUGGAGCUCUUUGCACUUGGUGAUCUUCAAGGUCUUUUCCAACCUAAGUGGUUCUGUGAUUAUAUGAAUAUUAGUAACUGAAACAUUCCUCAAAUUACAUUUUAUUCUAUGGCAAAAUAAUAUUAUUUAAAAUAUUAAUAUAAUUGUGUUACUGUUAUUUUUUCACUUAAUCUUUUUCAAGAGAAGUUGAAGAGGAUAGAAUUUAUUGGAAUAUAUACUUUAUAUACUUGAAUUGUUCAUUUAAACCUCUUUAAGGUUGUCUUUAAGCUACAAUAAAUAUUUGGGUUACUUUUGUGUAGGCUUUUCUGACAUUUGUAUAGGACUGGAGGCUUCUCCCAUUUUACCACAACAAUGUGUGUUUUAUUUCAUCAACAGUCUGCUCACACAAUCAAAAUUGCUACAUGGUUAAUGUUCCCAAGUUACUUUUUUGAAGGGCAAGAAGUGGGCUACAGUUUUAAGGUUUUCCUAGAUUUCUGUUGACCCUUGGUUGCAAGUCUAACAAAUUGUUUAAUACUCUGGAAUUCAAAUAGCUUUAACAGUUAGCUUGUGCCCCAGUUUAAUCCUAACUGCUGAAAUACCUCUUUCUAGGCCUUAUAUUUUGUCCUUUCUUAUUGCUGUGAAAGUGUAUAGCACUCAUCCACCAACUGAAUAGUUUGUUGUCUGUAACUGAGACCAAAACUAAGCUUGAUAUUUUUAAUUUUUUCAAAUUAUUUCUCCUGUGUGCGUGUGUGUGUACACGUGCUGUCACAAAAUGUUACCUGCUGGCACUGCUGUUGCAGGAACCACAGUUAACCCGUAACUGUGAAUACUUCAUGUCUUAGUUAUUUGGAUAUUACAUAAAUAAGGUGUGCUAAACUCCUGUGACUCAUGACCUGGUGAAAAUACUGUUAUGCCACCUAACAUGAAUUCAUCUGGUUAAUUUUUAGGUCUUUUCCUGGUGUUGAUGUAAAAUGGCAUCCGACAAAUAAACAGUAUUUGUGUUGGUUUCAGCAACUGA